Echinops telfairi (small Madagascar hedgehog) is the source of this 3767-nucleotide messenger RNA. RefSeq names its product brain derived neurotrophic factor (gene BDNF). Gene Ontology annotation, molecular function: nerve growth factor receptor binding; growth factor activity. Gene Ontology annotation, biological process: memory; nerve growth factor signaling pathway; cell surface receptor protein tyrosine kinase signaling pathway. Bases 147 to 893 code for a protein of 248 amino acids. The transcript is spliced from 2 exons. Lineage: Eukaryota; Metazoa; Chordata; Mammalia; Afrosoricida; Tenrecidae. The record is from RefSeq and is a predicted model, not a curated record.
UUUUAAACGAAGGGAGCGUGGAGAGAGGGAAAAAGAGAGAGAGAGGAGUCUGAGAGUUUUGGGGCCGCAGUCUCCCCUCCGGCAGCUGUCUUGAUGUGUACUUUUGACAAGUAGUGACUGAGAAGUUCCACCAGGUGAGAAGAGUGAUGACCAUCCUUUUCCUUACUAUGGUGAUUUCAUACUUCGGUUGCAUGACGGCUGCCCCCAUGAAAGAAGCAAACAUCCGAGGACACGGCAGCAUGGCCUCCUACCCAGGUGUGCGGACCCAUGGGACUCUGGAGAGCAUGAAUGGGCCGAAGGCCGGCGCCAGAGGCCUGCCUUCCUUGGCUGACACUUUCGAACAUGUGAUAGAGGAGCUGCUGGAUGAGGACCAGAAAGUUCGGCCCAGCGAAGAAAACACUAAGGACGCGGACAUGCACACGUCCAGGGUGAUGCUCAGUAGUCAAGUGCCUUUGGAGCCCCCUCUUCUCUUCCUGCUGGAGGAAUACAAAAAUUACCUGGAUGCUGCAAACAUGUCUAUGAGGGUCCGGCGCCACUCUGACCCAGCCCGCCGCGGGGAGCUGAGCGUGUGUGACAGUAUUAGUGAGUGGGUAACGGCGGCCGAUAAAAAGACUGCAGUGGACAUGUCGGGCGGGACAGUCACAGUCCUUGAAAAAGUCCCUGUCUCGAAAGGCCAGCUGAAGCAGUACUUCUACGAGACCAAGUGCAAUCCCAUGGGUUACACAAAAGAGGGCUGCCGGGGCAUCGACAAGAGGCAUUGGAACUCCCAGUGCCGCACUACCCAGUCGUACGUGCGGGCCCUUACCAUGGAUAGCAAAAAGAGAAUUGGCUGGCGGUUCAUAAGGAUAGACACUUCCUGUGUGUGUACACUGACCAUUAAAAGGGGAAGAUAGUGGAUUUAUGUUGUAUAGAUUAUAUUGAGACAAAAAGUAUCUAUUUGUAUAUAUACUUAACAGGGUAAAUUAUUCAGUUAAGAAAAAAAUAAUUUUAUGAACUGCAUGUAUAAAUGAAGUUUAUACAGUACAGUGGUUCUACACUCUAUUUAUUGGACAUAUCCCUGACCAGAAGGGAAACAGUCAUUCGCGCACAACUUAAAAGUCUGCAUUACAUUCCUCGAUAACGUUGUGGUUUGUUGCCGUUGCCAAGAAUUGAAAACGUAAAAAGUUUAAAAAAAUAAUAAUAAAUUGCAUGCUACUUUAAUGGUGAAUUGAUAAUAAACUGUCCUCUUUCAGAAAACACAAAAAAAACAACAAAAAUUUGAACCAAAACAUUCCGUUUACAUUUUAGACAGUAAGUACCUGCGUUCUUGUUAGCACUCUCUGUUUUACUGCUUUCCACUUCUGAUCGUGUUGGAAUUAAAACAAUGUCACGGUGCUGCUGUCCUCGCUUUACUGGAUGGGGGAUGGGAGGGGCAGUACUUUUGUUUGUUUUGUGUUCUUUUGUUUGUUUUGUUUUGUUUUAUUUCUUUUUAAACUUUUAUUUUUCAGUUUCCACAGGGAGUGGAGAUGGGAAAAGAAUUUGUUCCGUAUGUGUUCUGGUUGAUAAAAGAUUCGCUUUUAGGUGGUAAGGAAGUCCGCAGUCUCAAUCAGAUAACUGAAAAGUGAAUGAAAAUGAAGGCGGUUGAACACCGUGCUCACACUCCACUUCCCGUGGUGCAUCUCCCAGGCUCUCCCUUGGGGCAGGGGCAGGGAAGCUGCCUCUGUCGGAAAGGUCCACUCCUCAGAGCACAUUCUUUCCCUCCCUCUCCCUUUGGACCCCCCCCCCCUUUGUGCUAUUGUUUUCUCUGAAGGAAAAAGGCCAGUUGCACACUUAGAAAUAUCUUACCAUUGCUCUCACGGAGCAAAUUUUGCCACCUGGUGGCACUAACAUAAGCAUGGAGAACAGUGACUUAAUUUCUUCUCUUUAGACAGUAACGAGAAAAACAAACAGAAAUAACCCCAAGGAGAAUUUGUUUUUGUUUUGAGGGGGUAGACAUUUGGGUUAGUUGUGGUAAAACUUGCAAAAGGUGGACUUCUGGGUGGUCCCCCAAGUACCUAGAUCAGAGCAGGAAUCCACAUUGCCAGUGAAAUGCCACAGAACAGUGCUGUCGAGGCCAUGCGGAGCUGACGGAGCGUUUCCAAACGGGUGGUGCGGAGGAGUUUCUGAGUGGCCAUCCUGAGGUCUAGGUCAGGGUAGGGAAGGGGACGUGAGACAUUCCAAAGGGGAGGCCUCUAAAGGACUCUCAGAGGUGGCUCUGGAAUGACACACGGACGGACGUGCUUGGCCCUCACGCUUUAAGUGCCUAUAUUACCUAACUGCUCGAGAGCGUCUCCCAGGAGGACCGUGUGAAAGCUGACUUACACGCUCCGCCCCUCCUCCUGGUGAUAGUUCAUUUUGAAUAAAGCUGGAUUUGCCUAGAGCAGGUGAGGAGCCAAAAUGUGGCAUUCUGAUCCUCAAAUAGAUGUACGGAGCUAGAAGAUGUUGGCUACGUGAACGCUUCUGCUGAAACUAGACUGGAGGAAACCAGGGUUUUAUCUUUUCAGAAUUACGUAGAGGGGAAGGGGUAGGCAAAGGCUCCAGGCUUCGUGACGAAGGCUACCACCCAUAGGCAAUCUGGUCCAGAAACACUCCAAGGAGGUGUCUGGGUGUCCAGAAAACCUAGGUUCAAAGGGGCCCUGCUCAAUGGAAGAGGCCUGGGCAGAAUUGGCAGCAUGUACUCCCCAGUGGAGGCUGUAGCCACCUCCAUCCUCUGUUUAUGGAGAAAGGACCCUUUCGCAUCUUGACCUAGAAGUCAAGUCGGGGGCCUGGAAGAGAGUCUCAGUGGUGCUGGGGGCAAAAUGGGCCUCAUCGAAAAUUCGUGCUAAACCCAUUUGCCAUUGUCCAGCCUUGAAGAUGUUAGUGGUCAGACCUGGUCAGGGUCACAAAUAAAAGAAAAUCCUAAAGUCAUUGCUGUAUCUUAGCCGGGUGAGGGCUAAACAAGAGAAUGACCACCAUGAUCCAGGGACUGAAGCUACCACCAGCAAGUCCUUUGCCCUGUUCACUCUUUCCUGUAGAACUCAGCCUGCCCUUUACACUCAUUUGCGUAUGUCUCAUUACAAGAAGGAAGUAAAUGAUCUUCAAGACGAAAUCGUUCAGGUUUAUUUUGUGCCGUUUGAAAAUAAUGUCUUUGUAAUUAUGUUUAACAUGUAAUGAAUGCUUGGAAGACUAUCUGCUGUAUGCUAACUUUUUUCAGCUUCCUUUGAGGGACACAUUUUUUACACAUGCCCCCCCCAGGCCCCGCCCCUUCCCAUCCCCAGGGGGGCGGAAGUCCCCAUCAACUUCUCCAUUGAUGACAAGGGCCAGAUGUUAGGUGGUUCCAUAGGCGACAUCCAGCAAUUGUGUGGUCAGCAGCAUUCUCUUCUCAGAUAAAAGAUACCACAGUCACAUGCUUGGUGGCUUAUGUUGACCUAAGAUUUAUUGUGUUGAAAUCUCCCUCUGUUGCUGUUCGUUUCUGUUUUGUUGUUGUUGUUCUGUUUCGUUGUUUGGUUUUUGUUCUUUAAGUCUUGCUGUGGUCCCUUUGUGGCAGAAGUGUUUCAUGCAUGGCAGCAGGCCUGUUGCUUUUUUAUGGUGAUUCCCAUUGAAAAUGUAAGUAAAUGUUUGUGGCCUUGUUCUCUCUAUGGUAAAGAUAUUAUUCACCAUGUAAAACAAACAAAAAUAUUUAUUGUAUUUUAGUAUAUUUAUAUAAUUAUGUUCUUGAAAAAAAAUUGGCAUUAAAACUUAACCGCAUCAGAAGCCUAUUGUAAAUACAA